This is a messenger RNA of Hyla sarda, 2364 nucleotides long. RefSeq names its product CD8 subunit alpha (gene CD8A). The record is from RefSeq and is a predicted model, not a curated record. Lineage: Eukaryota; Metazoa; Chordata; Amphibia; Anura; Hylidae. The transcript has 6 exons. The coding region runs from base 97 to 801 and encodes 234 amino acids.
GAUCUCUUUAAUCCUACGCAAAAAAAAACCCAAGUUAAUAUGAAAGUUUUUCUCCAGCUGCUGUGAAUGUGCUGAACACCUGCGCUGGGUGCUGUGAUGUGGUGGGGACUGCGCGCGGCGGGUAUCAUCUGUGCUGCUUGGUGGUCUGGGAGUUCAGGGGGCUGCAGAUGUACUCAUCAGCUGAGGAUAACCAGCAAUCCUCUGCAAAGAGGCAGCUCAAGGUCUGUCAAGAUAGAAUGUCUACUCGAUACCGGAGAAUCCAAAGAUUAUGGGGUCUUCUGGUUCCGUCACAAGAAAGGGGCCACAUCUCCAGAAUCUAUUGUACAUCUCAGCUCCACAGGGAGAGAAACAUACAGAGAUUCCAACCAAGAUUUCAAAGCAGAGAUAUCAGGAUUUCACUUUACUCUGACGACAAACAAAUUCGGUGAGAAGGACCAAGGAACUUACUACUGUAUGAUCAAUAAAAAUUCAGUGCUUUAUAUCAGCCCAGGUCUUCAGCUCAUCUACCCUGAAGUGACAUCACCCAAACCAAAAUUAACAAAACCGCCUCCUGCUAGAACGACAGAUGCAGGAGAUCCUUGUAAUUGUCCCCCAGCAAAUAAAGACCCUGAACCACUGGGUUUAUCAUGCGACCAGUAUGUAUGGGCUCCUCUGGCAGGACUAUGUGGGGUUUUUCUGAUCUGUCUUCUGAUAACUUCCAUAAUGCUCUGCUGCCGAACAAGAAGACGGCGAUGUCGGUGUAAACCUAGGUCCAUGGAGGAGAAUAAUGGUAAUCUGAUUGCGCAAAAAAGACAGAUUUAACGUGUCGCCUUCUCUGUAGACUUUCUGCUUGCCGUUGAUGCCACAAGCACGUCAUAGAAGAUCCUCCUUGUACUCUACAGACUUGUACUGCUGCCUCUACAUCAUGACCUAGGAAUAAACCGCUUAGAGCAUCAAAUAUCUAUUUCUGGAUGCAGCAUCGUGCAUUAGGAUUUCACCGACCUAUGGAAAGAUUUAUUUAUAGAAUUGUUCUUGGGUUCUUUGAAGUCUAGGUGACAUUUUUGAGAUAGAAAGGGACACAACCGGUCUAUUCUUUAGUAGACCGUCAUGGUGCAACCAGCAACCCUGUUGGCUAAAGCUGGUUUUUACAUGAAUGGAAUACGUCCUCCCCGUAUUCCUGUGGGUCUCAUAAAGUAUUGAUAUGUAAAUAGGCUUAAUUUUUUUAAAGAUUAUCUCCAUGUUAUAUCCUCUCUGAGAGAAUUCUGAGUUAAUAAAGGGGAACUCUUCUGUUCAAGUUCUUCAUCUUUCGGUCAAAGUUAAGAAUGGUUCCAACUAGACCCAUCCUAUCCUGCAUAAGGCUGGGUUCACAUUUGUCCGGCGAUACCUAAUGGGAAUGGGUGACAAGGCUGGAUGCCACAAGCUGGAUCUUAUGUAUACCACAUCCCACCCGUUGCUCCAUAGGCUGAAAUGGGACACAACAUUGGACCACCGGCAUCUGAUUGGCUGUAUCAGCGGUACACCCUUUACCGGCUCAGUCUGACCCAAUCUGAAUUAUCUCUGCCCGGGCCAGAACAGCUCCCUGCCCACUCUAUGCCAUCCCUACUUGCUUUAGAACACUCUCAGCCAGACCAUCCACCUUGCCCAUUUCUUUGUCCUGGCCAGCCUUGAUGUGACGUUGGCUUAGCCAAUCAGAUGCCGGGAUGUAGAAAACUUCAGUACACCAGCAACGGCAGGCUGGAUGGUAAAUAUUCCAGAUGAAUGGGAAUGAAGCCUCACACAGACAACUCAUUGAUUUGAAUGGACCUUGUGUAAUGCUUAGUUUCUCCUCUAGUGGCGCUGCAGGGAGACUGAACACUUAAGGCUAGGUUCAGACUACAGAAUCUCCGGGCAGAAAAUUUCUGCCCGUAGAUUCUGAGUGGGGCCGGCGCUGACUGAAUCAGUCGGCGCUAGGACCGCACGGACACUGCAGUCUCUAAUAGACUACAAUGUGUUCCGCGCCGAUUUCCGCCUGAAGAAAGAGCAACCCCUUUCUUCAGGCGGAAAUUUCCAAGAGGAUUUUCCGUUCACAAAUUCCGAAGUGUGAAUUUGCGAACGGAAACCCAUUCACUAUACAGUACAUUUUAGCAAGCGGAAUUUCCGCCUACAAUUUCAAAGCAGAAUUGCAGGCGGAAAUUCCGUAGUCUGAACCUAGCCUUAGAAUGAGGUUUUCUCACAGACUACAGAUAGUCAUUGUGGUCCCUCCUAAUAAUAAGGGAUUAUGCAGUGUCAGCAAACGCCUUUAAAAGGGGUAUUCAGCUCCUAGCAUGCAUGGACAGCUAUUGGCCACAGUUUAAAGGGGUACUCCACUCUCUAGCAUUUGGAAGUGAAUGUUCCGAACGCAGUUUC